Messenger RNA from Callorhinchus milii (elephant shark), 3365 nucleotides. RefSeq names its product gephyrin. Gene Ontology annotation, molecular function: molybdopterin molybdotransferase activity. The record is from RefSeq and is a predicted model, not a curated record. Gene Ontology annotation, cellular component: cytosol; postsynaptic membrane; cytoplasm. The coding region runs from base 31 to 2541 and encodes 836 amino acids. Gene Ontology annotation, biological process: gamma-aminobutyric acid receptor clustering; Mo-molybdopterin cofactor biosynthetic process; postsynaptic neurotransmitter receptor diffusion trapping. Lineage: Eukaryota; Metazoa; Chordata; Chondrichthyes; Chimaeriformes; Callorhinchidae. The transcript has 26 exons.
GUUUUCGCGGCCGAUCCCGGAGUUGUAAAUAUGGCGACCGAGGGGAUACUUUUAACUAACCACGACCACCAGAUCCGGGUGGGGGUUCUCACAGUGAGCGACAGUUGCUUUAGAAACCUUGCAGAAGAUAGAAGUGGGAUAAACCUCAAGGAUUUGGUCCAAGAUCCUUCAUUGUUGGGAGGAACAGUAUCUGCAUACAAGAUAGUACCCGAUGAAGUUGAUGAAAUCAAGGAGACUCUGAUCGAAUGGUGUGAUGACAAGGAAUUGAAUCUCAUAUUAACAACUGGGGGAACUGGUUUUGCCCCAAGAGAUGUCACUCCAGAGGCCACGAAGGAGGUGAUAGAAAGGGAAGCUCCUGGGAUGGCGCUGGCUAUGCUGAUGGGUUCAUUGAAUGUCACUCCUCUGGGGAUGUUGUCUCGACCUGUGUGUGGAAUAAGGGGCAAAACUCUGAUUAUUAACCUGCCUGGUAGCAAGAAAGGUUCACAGGAAUGCUUCCAGUUUAUACUACCAGCCCUACCUCAUGCUAUCGACUUGUUGAGGGAUGCAAUUGUGAAAGUAAAAGAGGUUCAUGAUGAACUGGAGGACCUUCCCUCACCUCCUCCGCCACUAUCUCCUCCCCCUACCACCAGCCCCCACAAACAGACCGAAGACAAAGGCGUUCAGUGUGAGGAAGAAGAGGAAGAGAAGAAGGAUAGUGGAGUGGCUUCAACUGAAGAGAGUUCAUCCUCACACAUUACAGCAGCAGCCAUAGCAGCCAAGUUACCUGUGUUUUCCUGUCAUAGUCCUGAUAGUUGUGUUGUACAUCAGCGCUUCCAACCUGUACACAGUCCCGCUCCCGUCAUGGCUAAAGGUGGUAAACCUAUCCCUGGGUUCAUUGGUCAUCACUCUCAUACUGCCAUCAGUGCAGGAGAGACGAUCCCAGAAUCCAUUAUUUCUCGUGGUGUCCAAGUGCUUCCACGAGAUAACGCGUCGCUCAGCACAACUCCUUCUGAAUCUCCACGAGCUCAAGCUACAUCGCGUUUGUCGACUGCUUCAUGCCCAACACCAAAAGCUGAGCUCUCUUCGUGCACACCUUCUUAUUGUGCUACAGAGCUCCACCAUAGGUUGGAAGGGCUUAAAGAUGAACUCAGAAGGCAUAGAGGAUACAACUCGCGAGUCCAGUCAAGAUGCAGCAGCAAAGAAAAUAUUCUGAGAGCCAGCCACAGUGCAGUUGAUAUCAGCAAGGUGGCCCGACGACAUCGCAUGUCUCCAUUCCCUUUAACGUCGAUGGACAAGGCCUUCAUCACUGUGUUGGAGAUGACUCCCGUUCUUGGCACUGAAAUAAUCAACUAUCGAGAUGGAAUGGGCCGGGUUCUGGCACAGGACGUGUUUGCAAAAGACAACCUGCCACCUUUUCCAGCUUCAGUGAAAGAUGGGUAUGCUGUACGAGCUGCUGAUGGCCCUGGUGAUCGAUUCAUUAUUGGUGAAUCACAAGCUGGAGAACAGCCGACUCAGACUGUGAUGCCUGGUCAAGUGAUGCGGGUCACGACAGGGGCUCCAAUACCUUGUGGUGCAGACGCUGUUGUGCAGAUUGAAGACACAGAGCUCAUCAGGGAGUCUGAUGAUGGUACAGAAGAGCUGGAAGUACGAAUUCUGACACAGGCUCGGCCAGGUCAGGACAUCAGACCAAUUGGCCAUGACAUCAAAAGAGGGGAAUGCGUUCUGGCCAAAGGCACCCACAUGGGACCUUCUGAGAUUGGUCUGCUUGCAACUGUUGGGGUGACUGAGGUUGAAGUUCACAAGUUUCCCGUGGUAGCAGUGAUGUCCACAGGCAAUGAGCUCCUGAAUCCUGAGGAUGAACUGACACCGGGAAAGAUUCGGGAUAGCAAUCGUUCGACUCUGCUAGCAACAAUUCAAGAACAUGGAUACCCAACCAUCAACCUGGGAAUUGUGGGAGAUAACCCCGAUGACCUGCUCAAUGCUCUCAAUGAAGGCAUAAGCCGUGCUGAUGUCAUCAUUACUUCAGGGGGUGUAUCCAUGGGUGAAAAGGAUUACCUGAAGCAGGUGCUGGACAUUGACCUACACGCCCAGAUUCACUUUGGUAGAGUUUUUAUGAAACCAGGCCUCCCAACAACUUUUGCAACUUUGGACAUCGAUGGCAUCAGAAAAAUCAUCUUUGCACUGCCAGCGGGCGCGGUAGAGGCUGAUGGUGACAUAGGAUCUGAAGGAAAUCCAGUGUCAGCAGUUGUUACCUGCAAUCUCUUUGUCAUUCCUGCACUGAGGAAAAUGCAAGGAAUCCUCGAUCCUCGGCCCACCAUCAUCAAAGCCAGGUUAUCCUGUGAUGUGAAGCUGGAUCCUCGCCCUGAAUACCAUCGCUGCAUCCUGACUUGGCACCACCAGGAGCCAUUGCCUUGGGCACAAAGCACAGGGAACCAGAUGAGCAGUCGUCUGAUGAGCAUGCGUAGUGCCAAUGGACUGUUGAUGCUACCUCCAAAGACAGAGCAGUAUGUGGAGCUCCACAAGGGAGAAGUGGUGGACGUAAUGGUAAUUGGGAGACUAUGAUGUCACCACAGAAGCAGCGUCGGUGCAUGUCUACAUAUCAUUGACUGUAUCCUGUAAUAUGCAACGGCACAGCUAGUUUUUAAUGAUUUGGAUAAAACUGAUUGGUGUUGUUGACAUCUUGAAGUAAUUUCAAAAGAAAUUAGAUAAAAUAAAAUAAUUGAAAUGGGAAGGGGGGGAAGAAAUGCUAUGAAUCCAUUCUGUAUCAUAUGCAGAGCAAAGUUUCUCUUUCAUUACAGUUGCUUUGUGUGUUUAUUGCUAGGUCUGAUAGCGGUAGCUUUUGAUAGACAGCGGUAGGUGCCUGCUAAACUUGUGUUUUAUCAUCUUCAGAUACAGAUACUUAUGCUACUAGCAAGGCUGUCUGCUUUCUUUAUACCAGCUUAGAUAAACACAGCUAUUAUCCUUAUUAGUACGCAACAUAAUUGCUUCACAAAGAGCUUUGCUUGUUCUUUAUCUUGUAUCUCGUGUUCAUGUGCUCAGUGCCAAAAGCAGAGUGGCUGGAGUGGACUGGGUUGGUACAUCACCCUUACAGUGCCGUUGGCUGGGAAGUAUCCCAACAGCCACCUGUCUCAGCAACUCAACUGGCCUUCUGGUUGGAACAGGAACUGGAAAUCUUUCAUUUGAACAAAGAAAUUGCUUCCUUAAGUGCUGACAGCCUUUUUACCAAUUUAAAAAAAGUGUACAGUAAAACAAAGAUUGAUAUUGUACAGAUAAUAGUGUACCAGCAUUCAUGUGGUAAUUCCUAGCAAUGAAAGACAUUUAACACUGUACCAUAACAUUUUCUGUAAUGAUAUUAAAUAUUAAUAAAAAUCCUUGAUCAUUAUUAA